AUGACUGACUUUGGAGGCAGCCAUGCUUUCUUUUCGGAAGCGAGACGCAAGACAUUGCGGUCCCGCUCUUCCUGCAACGUGCCGACAGAAGGACUGGCACCUCGCUGUGAAGUGGUGUCCAUAGGAGAACAGACACCACUGUUAGCGCCCAAGUCUCGCGACCUCGAGCGCCUUCGCUUUGGCGAUGGUUCAUCCUAUUCAUCAGAUGAACCAAAGAUGCUGCGACGCAAAGCAUCAUCCAUGCCACGCUUGGCAGGCGGCUUGGUUUCAACCGCUUUCGAUACGGAUCCGUCAUCCGUAUCAGGAGAGUAUGAGACACCGAGCUCAUACUCUGUGAAGACAUGA
Molecule: messenger RNA, 345 nt
Organism: Peronospora matthiolae
Lineage: Eukaryota; Oomycota; Peronosporomycetes; Peronosporales; Peronosporaceae
Source: the annotation of a GenBank genome assembly